AUGUCGUUAUGGGAAGUUAUUGCAAAGCGUGAUCAGAGACUGCUAGAAAGGAAAUCUUUAGAUUAUCAACUGCAUGGAUUUAGAUCUAGGAACAAGUCUGAUAAAAGGAAUAAGAUAGAGCAGCAGAUCUUCGAUCUCGAUAAAGAGAUUCUCAAAGACAAUUCAGAGAUACAGAGAUUAGAGAGAGAAAAUAAAGCAGAUGUAGAAAAGCAGGCCUUAGAUGUCGCGGAAGAAGAAGCAGCAAAAAAGGCAGCAGAAGAGAAGGCAGCAAAAGAAGGAGCAGAGAAGCAGGCCUCAGAUGCCGUGGAAGAAGAAGCAGCAAAAAAGGCCACAGAAGAGAAGGCAGCAAAAGAAGCUGCAGAGAAGGAAAAUACACAGAAGACUGCAGAAUAA
Messenger RNA from Pseudogymnoascus destructans, 393 nucleotides. RefSeq lists its product as uncharacterized. NCBI's taxonomy places the organism in Eukaryota, Fungi, Ascomycota, Leotiomycetes, Thelebolales, Thelebolaceae. The transcript has 2 exons. The coding region runs from base 1 to 393 and encodes 130 amino acids. The record is from RefSeq and is a predicted model, not a curated record.